Messenger RNA from Pogonomyrmex barbatus (red harvester ant), 1276 nucleotides. It is a transcript of the gene ato, whose product is annotated as atonal. The record is from RefSeq and is a predicted model, not a curated record. NCBI's taxonomy places the organism in Eukaryota, Metazoa, Arthropoda, Insecta, Hymenoptera, Formicidae. Gene Ontology annotation, cellular component: nucleus. Gene Ontology annotation, molecular function: protein dimerization activity; DNA-binding transcription factor activity, RNA polymerase II-specific; E-box binding. Gene Ontology annotation, biological process: positive regulation of transcription by RNA polymerase II; sensory organ development; axon development.
AGGAUCGUUUUGAGCAAAGUGAAGAGCAACGGGUUCUUCGUUCCUCACGUGAAGUCGUCGUGCGCGCGUGCAUCGUUCCGCAUAGAUCCGUAUAGAUCCUGCUAUGGAACUGCAGGAGAUGUUCCGUUACGGAUAUAUGUUUCCGCCGCGCGAGGACGAACCACUCGUGUCUACCUGCGCGUACCUCGACUUGCCGAAUUACGCGAAGACGACGAGCAAGACAGUUGGCCUACCGCCCGUCAGCACCCUCGCGGUGCCGCAGAGUCUCGUCUACGACAGCAGUAAUUGCAGCGACGGCUGGCAUACCCCGAGUCCUACCGCCAGCUUACGCUCCGUCAGCCCCGCCACCACAUUGUCGAUCUCUUCGGAGCCGGAAACGCUUAACAACGCGCCGACGUAUCGGUUGUUAGGCUCGACUAUCAAGGACAAAAGAAACACGACGGCGAAGAGAGCCUCGUCGAUCGGGCUGAGCAACAUCGGGAACAAACGAUUGCGCGUCGACGCGAUGGAACAUCUCGUGGCCGAGGAGAUAAUUAAUUUGGACGGUGAGCGCGAGGAUGCUGAAGAGAUGAUCAACCUGGACGCUGACAAGACACGGUCCUGCCACGACAGCGUCAUCAGCAACUCCAGCAGCGGCGGCCUGUCCGACAGAACGAUGGACGGCGACAGCGAGGAGGACGAGGCGAGCGACGGAGGCGCGGAUCACGCGGAGAACGCGCAUGUCACUUCCGGCGGACGUGAUCCUCGCAGGAGGGGCAAGUACGUCAACUCGACCAUCGUGAGGAAACGCCGACUGGCCGCGAACGCGCGCGAGAGGAGGCGGAUGCAGAAUCUGAACAAGGCGUUCGACAGGCUGCGCGCCUACCUGCCGUCCCUGGGCAACGAUAGACAGUUAUCGAAAUACGAGACACUGCAGAUGGCUCAAUCCUACAUCACCGCGCUUUAUGACCUGCUGCAAUGAAGAUGCGGGAAAGAGGAAGAGAGAAGAAACGCGAAGGAGAAGCGGUGCGUUCGUUUGCCGCGAUGCCAAGCUAAAUUUGCUAAGCUCGGGAAAGAAAAUCAAACGAGAAUUUCUUAAGUACGUGAUUCGCGAGUUUUUAAUAUUAUUUAGCCACUGCGAGAACGAAUGAAAUAAUCGCAAGCGUGAAAGCUACUUAAUCAGAAGAAUGGAAAAAUGUAUAUCGAUUCCGCAAAUUUAGAGAAUUCUAAUAUCGCUAAUGUUAUCACAUCUGAAACACGUGCCUUUGAAUUAAAAACUUUUUAUAUACAUUUAUAC